This is a messenger RNA of Stegostoma tigrinum, 1134 nucleotides long. It is a transcript of the gene nrarpa, whose product is annotated as NOTCH regulated ankyrin repeat protein a. Gene Ontology annotation, molecular function: protein binding; phosphatase regulator activity; enzyme inhibitor activity. The record is from RefSeq and is a predicted model, not a curated record. Lineage: Eukaryota; Metazoa; Chordata; Chondrichthyes; Orectolobiformes; Stegostomatidae. Gene Ontology annotation, cellular component: cytoplasm. Bases 488 to 829 code for a protein of 113 amino acids. The transcript has a single exon.
UCGCCGUCUCCGUGGAAUCCCGAGGCGCCCAGCGUUCCAUUGUCAUGGUAAUCUCCCGCGCGCCCGUCAAAAGCUGCAACGGCCAGAACCUGGUACGGGAAGUGGGGCCCAGAGUCAGAGAGGGAGCGGGGUCCUUGUGUGGAGCGAGCUAGCCUAAGGAGAGGAAGAGGGGCCCGAACAGAGGACGGGAGGCCGACCAAGAAGAAGAGAGCGAGCCCGUGCCUCAGAGGGUCACCGCUGGGAGCGGGUCCCGGAGAUAUCCGGCACCGAGUCCAGUAGAGAGCGGGAGCCUGCAGCCAAUCGGGAAUCAGAGUGAGGAGAGCCUGGGGUUGGACGUAGGAGGCCGUGGGGAGCGAAGCGCGUCUCCGGCAGCCGGUCCCCUUCUCCACCCCCCCCCCCUUCUCUCUCCCCCCCCCCCCCCCCGGCGGGUUGAACGCGGCACGUUGGGGGCCGUGGAGCCGGCGGGACGCUCCCCCGGACUGGAGCUAUGAGCCAGGCCGAGCUGUCUCCGGCCGCUGCCCCGCAGCGGAUGUUCCAGGAGGCGGUGAGACGCGGCAACACCCGGGAGCUGCAAUCGCUGCUGCAGAACAUGGCGGACUGUCCGUUCAAUGUGAACUCGUUCGGGCCUGAGGGCCAGACGGCGCUGCACCAGUCCGUGAUCGCGGGAAACCUGGAGCUCGUCAAACUUCUCGUCAAGUUCGGCGCCGAUAUACGCCUGGCCAACCGCGACGGCUGGAGCGCCCUGCACAUCGCCGCGUUCGGCGGCCACCAGGACAUCGUCCUCUACCUCAUCACCAAGGCCAAGUACGGAGCGAGCGGGGCCCGGUGAGGCCGGAGCCGGGGAUCGGAUCCCGGUGAGGCCUGGGCCCGGGGCCAAUUCCCCACAGGCAAGCCCCAGGGUUGCCCCCGCCGCAUCUACCUCACUGGGAUGGCAGCACAACACGGACUGAGGCCGGGGCUGGAGCCGGGCUCGGAGAGUGGGACAGGGCCUCGCUCCCUCUCGCCCGCCUCCCCCGGAGGCUGGCGUCGGGUGACGGAACGGUUCCCCGGCCUUGGAUGGACACUCGCGGACUCUCGGUGUUUCAUGUCGAUGUCAUUAACGUAACAAUAAAUCUGUGAAAGACAGAGACCGUG